Penicilliopsis zonata CBS 506.65 is the source of this 1959-nucleotide messenger RNA. RefSeq lists its product as hypothetical. The record is from RefSeq and is a predicted model, not a curated record. Lineage: Eukaryota; Fungi; Ascomycota; Eurotiomycetes; Eurotiales; Aspergillaceae. Gene Ontology annotation, biological process: GPI anchor biosynthetic process. The coding region runs from base 1 to 1959 and encodes 652 amino acids. Gene Ontology annotation, cellular component: endoplasmic reticulum. The transcript has 2 exons.
AUGAGCUACAGCUACCCCUCUGCGCGAGGGACUCGGUCCUUCAACCCUGUCGCCGUCCUCGAGCGGGUGCGCGACUCCCUCCCGGCAAAGGCGAGAGAAUGGAUCGUCGGCCUGCGGGCACGAAGCGGUCACGACCUGCACACGUCAGCGUGGAGAGCUGCGCGACGGCUAAUCUGUGUGACGAACGGAUUGAUCUUACUCUGGAUUCUGACGCUGUGGUGGGGAGAACGGACGGUGUUCCGGGACGGAGUCGAGGCGUGUCAGUGGGGGAAUUGGGAGAAGUGGCCACAAGGAGCGACGCCGCAUCACGUUGCGUUUGUUGCUGAUCCGCAGCUGGUAGACCCCCAUACGUACCCUGGUCGGCCGUGGCCCCUGUCGACCCUGACGGUGAAAUAUACGGACCAAUAUAUGCGGCGGUCGUUUUCGUCGGUUCAGCGGAAGCUGGCGCCAGACUCGGUCUUGUUUCUGGGCGAUCUGUUCGACGGGGGGAGAGAAUGGGCGAGGGGGGAGUAUUCGAGUCCGGAGAAGCAGUAUCAGGGCUACAAGGAUUCGUUUUGGAAGAACGAGUUCGGGCGGUUUGUCAGGGUGUUUUCGGAACACCUGAACGAUGGGGAUCCGCGGUCGAUGGAUCCCCGCGGCCGCAGGAUGAUUGCGAGUCUGCCGGGGAACCAUGACCUGGGGUUCGGGACAGGGGUCCAGCAGCCGGUGAGGGAUCGGUUCCAGGCUUACUUUGGUACUGGAAACCGAGUCGAUGUCAUUGGCAAUCACACGUUUGUAUCGGUUGACACCGUGUCGCUGAGCGCGAUGGAUCAGCCAGACCCCAACACGGGCAGUUCGGGCACCGGUUCUGGAGAUGGGCAGCAGCCAAAUUACCAGAUCUGGAAGGAUUCCGAGAGUUUCCUCAACAGCGUCCAUCUGCACAAGGCAGCCGCGGAGAGCCAGGAGCUUCGCAUGCUGAACCACCAUAGCGAAGGGAUAAUGUUCCACCAUCGAGUCUUUCAGAACGCUUUGGAGCCGUCGGUAUACAAACUUCCCGAGCCGCGGGGCGUCGACUUGCCAACUGUGCUUCUCACCCAUGUCCCCUUGUUCCGUCAACCGGCCACGCCCUGCGGCCCCCUGCGAGAGAAAUACCCGCCCUCCUCCGAGGGCGAGUUGGAGCAGGACGAGCCGAACGCUCUCAAGAUCCAGGGCGGCUACCAGUACCAGAAUGUGCUGACACCCGCCAUCUCAAACGACAUCGUUUCCAAAGUCGGCCCAACCCUCAUCCAGGUGUACUCUGGCGACGACCACGAUUACUGUGAAAUCACGCACCGCGAGUUCAGCGGCUCGCCCAAGGAGAUCACCGUCAAGAGCCUUUCCUGGGCCAUGGGGGUUCGCCGUCCCGGCCUGGUCCUCGCCAGUCUCUGGAACCCCAUUGACCCCCAGACAGGCAAGGCGAUGGCGACCGAAUCUGCCCCGGUCACUCUUCAAAACCAUCUGUGCCUUCUGCCGGACCAACUCGGUAUUUUCAUCCAAUACGGCUGUCUGUUUGCAUUCACCUUGCUUGUUCUCCUGGUUCGGGCCGUGGUCCUGGUCUUCCACCCACCGCCAGUCGAUAGAGAUGCUAUUCUCGACCCCGUCCUGCCUCUUACAGAGCAGCGCUCUCAGUAUCCUCCACUUCCUCCCAGAAUAUCCUCUCCUCCAACCUCUAGUACCUCCAGUUCCAAGACCUCAUCACCCGUCGGCUUGGCCAGUCGUGCCGUGAACGCACCAACCCCCCGCUACAAUCCUUCAAAGCCAUACUCGGAUGCGUAUCCUAUAGAGAAUUACUCCGACGGGUCGAAAUGGAAAGGCCGCCGACCCGGAGGGCCAGGUUCCGAUUCCUCCAGCCAUCAGAUUCUCCGAGAAUUCAUUCGGUCGAUCAAGACAGUUGCCAGGAUUGUUUUUCUAUGGUACUUCUAUUUGAUUUGGACGUGGUGA